AUGUCAAAUCCUACUGAAAAGGAAUUAAAUCCAUAUAUUCCGAAGUUUAUAAUUUCAAAACCAUGGUAUAAUGAGGAGAAACAAUCCGAAGAAAAAGUAGACGAAGAACAACCUAAAGACUAUUUAUCACAUCAAAGGAAAACAUCAGAAAUUAUUGAUCAUAGUCUACCUAAAAUUGGAGAAGGUAUUAAAGACGAAUUUACUGGUAGUGUUAGAACUUCGACUGAAGAUAAUGCAAAUUAUGAUUCAAAAAGAGAUCGUUGGUAUGGUUAUUCAAAUGAACAAUGGUUGGAACUGAUAAAAUCUUGGAAUGAGAAAAAUAAUAAAUUAACUAGAAAACCUAUUUAUAAAAAUGAUGAUGAUUCUGAUGAUUCUGAUUAUGAUUUAGAAUUGAAUGAAUUAGGAUUACAAAAAUCAGAUAUAAUGCAAAAUGUAAAAGAAGAUCCAAUGGAAAAAAUGUUAAGAGAUAGACAAGAUAUUCCAGCAUAUAUUCAUAAUAUAAAUUCAAGAUUAUCAGAUAAAAUUAAAAUAGAAUAUGAUCCAAAAUCAAGAUUAGCAAAAGAUUUAACUAGAGGGUUUUUAAAUGAUAAAAAUCAAUUUAUUAAAAAAGUUGAAGGUGAUGCAAAAGAUUUAAAAAUUCUACAAAAUUUUGCAUGGGAUUUAGAUAAAAAGGACUUACAGAUUAAAAAAUUAAAACAAAUAGAGAAUCAAUAUAACAAUGAAAACUCCUAUUCAUAUGGUGAAGAUGAUGAAAAUAAAAAAGAAGAAAAAAUAGGUUCUGAUUUAAAUUUAAGUCUUGAAGCUAGUCCAACUUUAAUGAUGUUAAAAGCAAAUCAAGAAAAAGAAAAAGCAAAACAAAAAUCAAUUGUUAAGCGUAAAGCUAUAUUAAGUAUGUAUACUGAUACUGAAACUAAAUCAACAGAAGAUCAAAAAGCACCCAAAAAACAAAAGAUUGGUGAAUAA
This is a messenger RNA of Lodderomyces jiufengensis, 963 nucleotides long. RefSeq names its product mRNA splicing protein (gene SLU7). The record is from RefSeq and is a predicted model, not a curated record. Lineage: Eukaryota; Fungi; Ascomycota; Pichiomycetes; Serinales; Debaryomycetaceae. The coding region runs from base 1 to 963 and encodes 320 amino acids. The transcript has a single exon. Gene Ontology annotation, cellular component: spliceosomal complex. Gene Ontology annotation, molecular function: pre-mRNA 3'-splice site binding. Gene Ontology annotation, biological process: mRNA splicing, via spliceosome.